AUGGUGGCUGUGCGACUCUGCUGUGUCGCUUUUCUCCUGACUUUGGCGGGAAUAGCUGUCGGCAUCCUUCAUGGCCCACCGGGCAGCGUCUGCACCUUCGUCGGAACCCGCCAGGUGUCGUGGCAAGUCGACAACCGUAGACGUCGAGAAUCUUCUCCGGGGAUUUGGGACUACCUGAAGGAAGUAUUCGGUACCCGGCCAAGGUACCGGCGUGGUCUCAUCACCGUGUACGGCACUGAAUAUUUCGUGGGUUACGAGUGCUGUUUGGGAUGGAAUCACAUUGGAGACACCUGCCAAGCUGACUGCUACUUCCCGUGUAACAAUGGCCUCUGUGUGGAUACCAACGUCUGUGAGUGCGACGUAGGCUGGGAAGGACAGAACUGUGACCAAGACAUUGACGAGUGUUGGCUCAUGAUAGACGAAUGUGACCGUACAAACGGCGGCUGUGUCAACACACCUGGAUCCUACAACUGCACCUGUAACGAUGGUUUACACCUCAUCAACGCGACGUUUUGCCAUGCUACACCGGAUACUGAUGAGUGUGCCAGCGGUAACGGAGGUUGUGACCAGAACUGCCACAACACUCACGGGUCGUUCUGGUGCAGUUGUGAUGCAGGCUACAACCUCGGAACGGAUGGACUGAGUUGUAUCGAUAUCAACGAGUGUAGCACCAAUAACGGCGGCUGUGAACACUUCUGUACCAACAUCGACGGAGGGAGAAACUGCAGCUGUCGGGAUGGUUUUCGUCUGGUGGGAGAGACCAUUUGCCGAGAUGACGACAUGUAUCCGUAUGGAGAAGAAGUGGACAGGCAGCCCCGCCGAUGGGACUUUUCAGAGUGUCAAAAGGAGGGGCUUCCUCAGGAGGGCUUCCGGUUCUUCGGACGGAGACACCACAAUGUUUAUAUCUGUGACAACGGAAUAGUCGGCUUUGAUCAGAUUGUCCGACCAAGAUUCCCAACACCAAUUCAGAACGUUCCUGCUUUCAGUGAAGCAGCGGUCCUCGCACCAUUCUUAGCGAAGUCCAACGCUACAGUCCUGGAUGACCUACCAGAAGACCAGAGAACUCAGAUCUUCUACAGCUUCCACGAGGCUGAUGACGGGAAUCCAGGGACUGAGCAGAUUCUUAACCUGGCCAGCGAUGAUGGGAGGUCCACUCCUGGGUUUCAUGAUCCAAGUUACAAGGCUGUGUGGGCUCUUGUGGUGACAUGGACCAGAGUUCCUCCCGACUGCACCAUGUACGGUAACGGGGAAUGUCCUCGGCCUCACGAUCAGCUUCCCGUGAACACCUUCCAGUUAGUGAUCUCCACAAAUGGAAUCCUGUCCUUCGCCACGUUUGUGUACCCAACUCUUGCACAGCAAUGGGUUAGUCCAGUUGAAGCCCAAGCUGGAGGAGAUGGCAUUUACCCCAAGAGUAACGUCGCCGUCGGAGGGUACAGCGCUGGUGACGGAAGAUUCUUCCCCUUUACACCGGCCACUAGUGCUGGCCUGGUACACAAUGGUGUGGACUUCUCUGGACAGGACAACGCAAACCGCCACCCUGUCCUGAGGUUCCCGGUGUCUAUGAAAAAUCUUUUCAGGGUGUUUGGUGGAAAGUGGAAGUUUGCGCUGCAGAAUGAAGGUGACAAUGCUGUGCCCCAGCGGAGUGUGGCGACCUGUUCAGAGUGGCUGAGGAGGCAGAAAGUGGAAGACCCAACUCAACUGUUUGGUUACGGCGCUCUGCCGUCUGUAGGGACCUGUCCAUGCAAUGCAGAGCAGGCCUGGUUUGACUCAACAAUCAGCAUCCCAUGGGUUAGAUACGAUCCCCACCUGACAACGAUGGACGGAAACAAAUACUCCUUUAACGGGCUGGGCGACUUCAUGCUCGCAGAUGUUGACAACGGAGAGUACCAACUGCAAUGUAGGAUGUCACUUGCUCCAGGAACGGACCACGCCACCAUGAUCACCGCCAUCAUCGCGUACCAGCGAGACAAACAGCCUGUACAGAUCCAGGUGGUGGGAAACUCCAGCCUGGAGCUGUACGUGAACGGCAGCCUGACGGACCUGUCUGUGUUUGGUGAGGAGGCAGGUGAGGAGGUUGGUGAGGAGGAGAUUGAUGAGGAGGAGUACGAGCUGGAGGUGGGAGACAACGCCCUAGUCACUCAUCCGGCCAACAACUCUCUCCUGGUCGUCUUCUUCAGCGGCAUCACUGUCAAGGCAACAGCCAAGAAGGGAAUGCUUGCCGUAGAGUUUACGUCCCCGUCAGAGUUCAAAGGCAAGAUACGGGGGCUUCUGGGGAAGUUUGAUGGCGACCAAUCCAACGAUUUUGAGACUUCAAAUGGAACCAUGGUGUCUGUUAACGCAACGGAGAGGGAACUCUACGAGGACUUCGGCCUUACUUGGCAGCUCACCAGCGAAGACGGACCAAGACAUUCAUUGUUUCCUAGCCAUACUCCAGACUCCUUCAAAACACGGUCUUCCUUCUACCCCCAUUUUACCGAUGAGAUCACGUUCAGUGACCCGGACCUGGAGGCUCAGGCCCGCGCCACCUGUGGAAACAACACCGACUGUUUGUUUGAUGUCAGCCAGACAGGAGACCUCGACCUUGGCAAAGAACUGGUGAUGGAUGAAGAGGAAUUUGACAAUAACCAGGACGUUCUUAACCUGUUUCCUCCUACGCUUAACGGACCGGAGUCUGUGUACGCCACGAUGGGCGAAACAGUGACUGUAGUUGUCACGGCUACCGACUCGACCACAAGUUCUCCAACCUUCGUGCUUGGGCCAGAGGUCCCUGAUACGGUGCAGCUUAGCGUCAGUGGGUCGGAAGCAACUCUUGUUUGGCAGGUAACUUCUGACUCGCCAUUUAAGUUCCAACUUGAUGUGUACAACGCGCAGAACUCGUCAGCCCAAUACUGGCCCGUUGUCUUUAUGUGCUCCUGUCAAAAUGGCGGCAACUGUGACGCAAGUGUGGAUCCGGAUCCUUCCGUUGCUGGUGGUGAGAAUAAAUUUUACAGGCGGACUUGCUCCUGUGCAACAGGGUACCAUGGAGAGCGCUGUGAAAUGCAGGUAGACGCAUGCUUGGUGAACCUUCACCCGUGUUUCCCUGGGUCAAAUUGCACAGAUCUCCCUCCGCCGGCAGGGCACGGCGCGGAUGGAUACAUCUGCGGACCCUGUCCGGACGGCUACACUGGAGACGGUUAUAACUGCCAAGACCGUGAUGAGUGCGCAGGCGCGGAGGGUGACGUCUGUCAGCAUGAAUGUAGGAACUUCCUGGGCGGGUUUGACUGCGUCUGUAACGACGGGUACAGUCUGGCUGACGACAGAGUAUCUUGCAAUGCUACCAGCCCCUGCAGCGGCGCUGACAACCCGGGGUGUGACCCAGAGCUCGGCUGGUGCCUGCUGAACGGUACCGGGACCGCGGUGUGUUCCUGCAGGAAGGGCUACAAGCUGGGUACUGACGGCGUCACGUGUGAAGACGAAGACGAGUGUUUGAGUGGGCAACACAAUUGUGAGCAGCUGUGCAACAACACCGCAGGCGGUUACACCUGUUACUGCAGGGGCGGGUACUACACAGUGGAGGACUAUGUCGUGACAUGCCUGGAAAUCGACGAGUGUACAGAGGGUUACGACGACUGUACAGAGCACGAGCAAUGUGUCAACGAACCCGGUUCUUUCGACUGUGAAUGCAAAGAGGGUAAUGUUGUAGUGAACGGCAUCUGUCUACCAGUAACAGCGACAAGCUCUACCAGCCGCCCUGCAACAAGCAGACCAGUCCCAGAUGUCUCAAAGCCAAUCACCACAACAAAGGCAUCACAAACAGGCAAACCCACCGAUUCCUGGACCUCCAAGCCAACAAUAGGGAAUGUUGUCGAGGUUAAUACCGUAGUGAUUGAAAUCUUGUCGACGAUUCAAGAGCUCACGAACCUGAUCGCAGAGUUCAAGCGAGUUGUUGCCGCCGCUCUUACCGACUUCUGCAGCCAACAGGCAGACCAGAUCCCCGCCUGCAGGACAGAGGCGGGAGGCAGAAGGCGAAGAUCGUAA
This is a messenger RNA of Branchiostoma floridae (Florida lancelet), 4017 nucleotides long. RefSeq names its product mucin-like protein. The transcript has 27 exons. NCBI's taxonomy places the organism in Eukaryota, Metazoa, Chordata, Leptocardii, Amphioxiformes, Branchiostomatidae. The coding region runs from base 1 to 4017 and encodes 1338 amino acids. Gene Ontology annotation, molecular function: calcium ion binding. The record is from RefSeq and is a predicted model, not a curated record. Gene Ontology annotation, biological process: cell-matrix adhesion.